CCGGAUGUCUGGAAGGCGCGCGUAGCCAGCAGACUCAGGAACGCGCCGCAGAGACCCCUGGGAGAGACCGACCGCGCCGGACCGCGCAGGCGCGCACGGCUCGCCAGUGGUCGAAGGUGCAAAGUCUCCAGCUCGAAUGGAUUGGGAGCUGGGAAAGAGAUAUCAGAGUUCAAAGGACAGAAGGAGGCCAGCGUAGCUGGUAGCUCUGUAAUUUAGGAUAUCUUCUCUUAUUUCCCAAGAGAAGCUGCUUCUGGACCCUCCAGAUACACUUCCGUUCUCAUGUGUUCAGCUCUUCUCCAGCCGCAGCCUCCUGUUCCUCGGGACAUGCAGGGCCCACUUGUCUGGGUGGCUCUUGUUUGUCCCAGGAGUCCUCUUGGGUAGGAUCCAACACAACCCAAGCAGCCACCACCCUUGGGGGCUUCAUCUAGUGUUAAGGAACUACCCUACUUUCCUGAAGAGGAGCCCAGAUCUCAAAACCAUGGCUCAGGGAUCCCUGUCACUCAAGGAUGUGACUGUGGACUUCAGUCAAGAGGAGUGGCAGCAGCUGGAUCCUGCUCAGAAGACCCUGUGUAUGGAUGUGAUGUUGGAAAACUAUGGCCACCUCAUUUCCAUAGGGUGUGACGUGUCUAAACCCGAUGUCAUCCUCAGAUUGGAGAGAGGGGAAGAACCAUGGACAUCAUUUGCGGGUCAUGUCUGCUUAGAAGAAAACUGGAGAUCAAGUGAGUUUUUAAUGAAAUUCAAGGAACACCAAGAUAAGUAUUCUAGAUCAUUUGUAUAUAUUAACUAUAAAGAACUAACUAAAAAGAAGAGUAAUAUAUAUCAAAAGACAUUUACCCUAGUGAACAGUCCUAUUAAUUCCAAAGAUCUACCUCCUGAAUAUGACACUCAUGGAAAUAUUUUAGAAAAUGUUUCAGAAUUAAUUAACAGUAAUCUAAGUCCUUCAAGAAAGAGAUUUAAUGAGUAUGAUGGAUAUUUGAAAUCAUGCCCAAAUUCCAUGCAAGACAUGGGACAUCCUGAAAUCAAGUUCCAUACUCAAAAUGCCAAGGCUUGUAGUCACAGUGAUGUACUGGUACAACAUGAGAAAAUAGGAACUCCAGCACAGUCAUUUGGAUAUAAUGACUAUGAGAAGCCACUUUUUAGGAAGGGAAGCUCAAAUACACAAAAUAGAGCAUACAGAGGGGAAAGUCCAUCCAUAUAUAACAAAAAGAAAAGAGCAACAAAUACUGAAAAAAAUCAUAUAUGCACAGAAUGUGGGAAGUCCUUCUGCAGGAAGUCAGUGUUGAUUCUGCAUCUGGCGAUUCACACAGAGGAAAAGCCUUAUCAGUGUCAUCAGUGUGGAAAUGCCUUUAGAAGGAGGUCGUAUCUCAUUGACCAUCAGAGAACUCACACGGGAGAAAAACCCUUUGUUUGUAAUGAGUGUGGUAAGUCCUUCCGCCUAAAGACAGCCCUCACUGAUCACCAGAGAACACACACAGGCGAGAAGUCAUAUGAAUGUCCACAGUGUAAGAAGGCCUUCAGAUUGAAGCCCCACCUUAUUCGUCAUCAGAGAACUCACACGGGAGAAAAGCCGUAUGAGUGUCAUGACUGUGGGAAGUCUUUCCGUCAAAAGACAACGCUCUCCCUCCAUCAGAGAAUUCAUACGGGCGAGAAACCCUAUAUUUGUAAAGAAUGUGGCAAAUCUUUCCACCAGAAAGCAAACCUCACUGUCCACCAGAGGACUCAUACAGGGGAGAAGCCCUAUAUUUGUAAGGAAUGUGGGAAAUCAUUCUCCCAGAAGACAACCCUUGCUCUUCAUGAGAAAACUCACAACGAGGAGAAACCCUAUAUGUGUAACGAAUGUGGAAAGUCCUUCCGCCAGAAAACAACUCUUGUGGCCCAUCAGAGGACGCAUACAGGGGAGAAGUCUUAUGAAUGUCCUCGUUGUGGGAAGGCCUUUAGAAUGAAGUCCUACCUCAUUGAUCAUCACAGAACUCACACAGGAGAAAAACCCUAUGAAUGUAACGAGUGUGGGAAAUCAUUCAGUCAAAAAACAAAUCUCAAUCUACACCAGAGGAUUCAUACUGGGGAGAAACCCUAUGUUUGUAAUGAGUGUGGGAAGUCCUUUCGCCAAAAAGCAACCCUCACUGUACAUCAGAAAAUACAUACAGGACAGAAGUCUUAUGAGUGUCCUCAGUGUGGGAAAGCUUUUAGCAGGAAGUCCUACCUCAUUCAUCAUCAAAGAACUCAUACAGGAGAGAAACCCUAUAAAUGCAAUGAAUGUGGAAAGUGCUUCCGUCAAAAAACAAAUCUCAUUGUUCAUCAAAGAACUCACACAGGUGAGAAACCCUAUGUGUGUAAGGGCUGUGGCAAGUCCUUUAGUUAUAAGAGAAACCUCAUUGUCCAUCAAGGGGUUCAUAGAGAAAAUAUGGAAAUAGAAUAAAAGAAAGUGAUGUCUUUGUAAAGUCUUUCCAAUUAUUGUAAACCUGCAGUUUCAAAAAGAAAACCAUGCUUACAUAUAUCAUAGUAGUUAUUAGAGUUCCCUGCCACAUUACUAUUUACUGCUCCCAAGCAUAGGAAAUAUUUAUGGCCAUUGUUGAACUGUGUCAGCUGUGAAGGUAAUUUGUAACUUUGAGACUGUUCUGCUGACUUUAAAUACUUUGUUAAAACGACUUCCAGUUGUGUGUGGCAGUGCACACUUAAGAGGUGCCAACCCUUUGGUGGCAAAGGCAACAGGUCAUAGUUUAGAGCAACCUGACCUACAUACCAGCUUUCAGGCCAGCCAGGGCUACAGGGGAGAAACCGUCUCAAAACAACAAAACUGUAGUACAUGUAGGAACACAUUGUGAAGUGGUUAUCAACAUUAAUUUCCACAAUACAAAUGAACCCUAAGUUUCAUUGUAUCCUAUGUGACUAAAAAAUAGGUGCUGCUUUCCCUGUAAGUGCAUUUGCAUAUAUUUUUCCUUGGGUUUUUUAAGACAGGAUUUCUCUGUAGCUCUGGCUGUUUUGGAACUCUAUAACUAGGCUGGCCUAGAACUCACAGAGAUGUGACUGCCUCCGUAUUCCUGAGUGCUGGGACUAAAGGCAUGCAUCACUACUGCUGGCUCAUAUUCUUAAACUUUAGGCAUGGUUUAUCAUACAUCUUGGAUUUUUUUUUAACAUUCUGCUUUGUUUCACAUUUUAAAGCUCAGUACAACCGCAUGUGUUAGUAGCACAUUAAUUUUUAAUAUUUCAUUUUAAGAAUAUAUUUCUAGCCGGGCGGUGGUAGUGCACACCUUUAAUCCCAGCACUUGGGAGGCAAAGCCAGGCAGAUCUCUGUGAGUUCAAGGCCAGCCUGGGCUACAGAGUGAGAUCCAGGAAAGGCCCAAAGCUACACAGAGAAACCCUGUCUCGAAAAACCAAA
Peromyscus californicus insignis is the source of this 3379-nucleotide messenger RNA. Its product is annotated as zinc finger protein 567-like. Gene Ontology annotation, molecular function: DNA-binding transcription factor activity; RNA polymerase II cis-regulatory region sequence-specific DNA binding. Bases 479 to 2419 code for a protein of 646 amino acids. The record is from RefSeq and is a predicted model, not a curated record. The transcript has 6 exons. NCBI's taxonomy places the organism in Eukaryota, Metazoa, Chordata, Mammalia, Rodentia, Cricetidae. Gene Ontology annotation, biological process: regulation of transcription by RNA polymerase II.